Ostreobium quekettii is the source of this 987-nucleotide messenger RNA. The record is from the annotation of a GenBank genome assembly. Lineage: Eukaryota; Viridiplantae; Chlorophyta; Ulvophyceae; Bryopsidales; Ostreobiaceae.
AUGGGUCAGUCUCGAAACGCCUUCCCGUUGAUUGUAUCCCAGUACGCGCUCGUCGAGGAGCGCGGGAAGAUCGGCGGGGGGGCGUACGGGGAGGUGUUCCUGUACCGGGACACGGCCACCGGAGAGCUGGUGGCGGUGAAGCGGUGCCGCAUAGCGCCGGAUGAGGCGCCCGGGGAGGUUUGGGCGGAGCGCAUGGCGACCUGCGCCAUCCGGGAGGCGUCCGUGCUGGAGGAGCUGCAGCGAUCGGGGGGCCACGAGAACAUCAUCAGGUUCAAGGGCACUAGAAUGAUCGAGGAGCGGUCCUACCUGCUGUUAGCGUUCCAGUACGUGGAGCACAACCUGUCCGAAUUCAUGAGGGAGUUUCACGAGAGGCCGGAAUUCGACCCGCAGAUCCCCAAGAUACUGCUGUUCCAGAUAUUGAAGGGCGUGCAUCACCUUCACAAGAACAUGAUAAUGCACAGGGACUUGAAACCUCAAAAUGUGGUGAUCGACAAGGAGCGCACGCAAAUUUGCCUGCUCGAUUUCGGCCUCGCUCGCGGGUUCAGCCUCCCGGCCCAGCGCUAUUCACCAGAGGUAGUGACCUCAGUCUACCGGGCCCCGGAAUUGCUGCUUGGCGUACGGCAGUACACAGCAGCCGUUGACAUUUGGUCAGUGGGGUGCAUCUUCGCGGAAAUGAUCAACGGACAAGUCCUUUUCCUACCGGAAAAUCAGGAACCGCAAGAAUGGUCAAUCUUCAGAACAAUGGGGAUCCCUCAGAACUUGGCGCAGCUGCUCAACUUCGACGGCCCCUUGGCGCCCAUCUUCCAACCGCGCCCGGCGGUGCCCCUCGCCGACAUUGUGCCGCGGCUGAGGGCUGAGCCGCACGGGCUGGACUUGCUGUCAAGGAUGUUGAAGUACGCCCCGGCCGAAAGGAUCAUCGCCAGCGACGCCCUCAGGCACCCCUACUUCCAAGACCUGCCUGCCGAAAUGCUCGUGGGGCUGCCCUGA